GGGGUUUCGGGGAGAAGAUGUCAUCAGCCGUAUACUUUUAGCUAAGAAAUCGCGAUUUGUUUUCACGACGCUCGGCUUCGAUCUUUUUUUCGACUGUCUAAGCACUCUUCUUUGGCCAUUCUACAUUAUCGACUAUCGGCAUCAUUCUGUCGAAAAACUGCUUACCACCUUACGUUGCUAACCAUAGCUUCCAAGCAAUCAAGAGGCACACCACGUGGAAACGAUCGGCACGAUGGGUUCUGCGGGGAAGUACGAGCUGCCUUUCAAACUCAACAACCCAGACUUACUACGUAACUUGUCCUACGUUAACGGUGAAUGGGUAAAAUCCAAAUCUGGCAAGACCUUCGAGGUUGUCGAUCCCGGAACUGGCAAAGCCUGGAUAGAAUGUCCUAUCAACGAUGCAUCCGAUGUCGACGAAGCCGUCAAGAGCUCCUACGAGUCCUUCUUAGAGUAUAAGAAGACUAGUCCUCGGCAAAGAGCGCAAAUGCUCUACAAGUGGGAUUCUUUAAUUAAAGAGAACAGGGAGGAUAUAGCUACCCUUCUCGUAUAUGAGACCGGAAAGCCAAAAUCUGAGGCGUAUGGCGAGAUCGAUUACUCUACUGGCUUUACAUGGUGGUUCGCAGGCGAGGCCGAGCGUAUCCAAGGAUCUGUCUUCACACCCGCCCUGCCAAACCGACGUGUCUUCACCAUCAAACAGCCGCUCGGGGUUGCUGUUGCAUUGGUACCGUGGAACUUUCCAAUCGCGAUGAACCUAAGGAAGGCCGGUGCAGCCCUUGCAGCGGGAUGUACCAUGAUCAUCAAGCCUAGCCCUGAAACUCCAAUUACGAUUCUCACGCUGGCGUAUCUUGCGGAGAAGGCUGGAUUUCCAAAAGGUGCACUAACUGUGUUGACGACGGAUCUCGACAAAACACCUGAGCUCAGCGAGGCGCUUUGCCGGCACCCGCUGGUAAGCAAGGUCACUUUCACGGGCUCAACGCGAGUUGGCAAAUUGAUUGCUAGAAUUUGUGCGGAUAACCUGAAGAAGGUAACGCUAGAACUGGGAGGCAACUGUCCAGUCCUAAUUUUCGACGAUGCGAACAUCGAGCAAGCCCUGAGUCAGAUCUUCGCGCUCAAGUAUCGCCAUGCUGGUCAAGCCUGUAUCACUGCGAAUCGUAUCUACGUCCAGUCUGGCAUCUUCGACAAGUUCCUUGACCGUUGGAAUGCCGAGACGCAGAAGAUCGUUGUCGGCCAUGGCUCCGACGAGGAGACGACAAUGGGUCCAGUGACAACUCCUCGAAGUAUCCAGAAAGCGCUCGAACUCGUCGAAGAUGCAAAGAAGAAGGGCGCGAAGAUUCAUAUUGGUGGAAACAAGAUCGAAAAGAAUGGCGGGUACUUCUUCGAGCCUACGGUCAUUACUGGCGUUACCCAGGAUAUGGAUAUUGCAAGGGAGGAAAUCUUCUCGCCAAUCUCUACAUUCAUCAAGUUUGAGACGGAGGACGAGGCCGUGAAAGCAGCGAAUGAUACGAGCAUGGGCCUGGCAUCGUACCUGUUCACGAAGAAUGUCGAUCGUCUUUGGAGGCUAUUCGAGAGCUUGGAAGCCGGUAUGAUUGGGCUCAACACGGGUAACUCCUCGGCCGCCGAGUCCCCAUUUGGUGGAAUCAAGCAAAGUGGAUACGGAAAAGAGUCAGGAAAGGAUGUCGCGGUCAAUGAGUACUUGAUUACCAAGACUGGCACUUUUACUCUGGAAGAGCAAUCGUGAUUGCACUUAAACUUGAGCUAUUGUAGAUGUCAUUAGCUGAAAAUCGUUGUCCUUCACUUGUCUGACUGGAUUCGAGGGACAAAGCCUGAGACAGCUUUGUCUUACCCUGGGAGAGCGCAUUCACUGUUCACAUUCGAACCUAACUCUAAUGUAACUACCAGCCACUGACUAUUCUUCACUGAAAACUCUCGCAGUC
Messenger RNA from Cucurbitaria berberidis CBS 394.84, 1934 nucleotides. RefSeq names its product aldehyde dehydrogenase. Gene Ontology annotation, molecular function: succinate-semialdehyde dehydrogenase (NAD+) activity. The record is from RefSeq and is a predicted model, not a curated record. The transcript is spliced from 4 exons. Bases 233 to 1738 code for a protein of 501 amino acids. NCBI's taxonomy places the organism in Eukaryota, Fungi, Ascomycota, Dothideomycetes, Pleosporales, Cucurbitariaceae.